Messenger RNA from Bombina bombina (fire-bellied toad), 933 nucleotides. It is a transcript of the gene FIGLA, whose product is annotated as folliculogenesis specific bHLH transcription factor. The record is from RefSeq and is a predicted model, not a curated record. The transcript has 4 exons. Bases 1 to 933 code for a protein of 310 amino acids. Gene Ontology annotation, biological process: regulation of transcription by RNA polymerase II; developmental process. Lineage: Eukaryota; Metazoa; Chordata; Amphibia; Anura; Bombinatoridae. Gene Ontology annotation, molecular function: protein dimerization activity; DNA-binding transcription factor activity, RNA polymerase II-specific; RNA polymerase II transcription regulatory region sequence-specific DNA binding.
AUGGUAGAAAAGUCAGAGAAUGGACCACUUCUUCCUCUCAGCAUCACACCACCCCCUGAGCUACUUGGGGAAGUUUUCAGGGAGCAUUACACACCCUUACCAUAUAUGGCUGCCAUCCACAAAAUGAAGAGGCUCCAUACUGGGGAAUACCUGUGCACUGAAAAUUUUGAAGAGGUUCUGGAGAGAAGGCAGGCAGCUAAUGCCAAGGAAAGAGAACGAAUUAGAAAUAUCAACAGUGGCUUUUCUAAGCUGAAAACAAUUGUUCCUUUAAUCCCUAAAGACAGAAAACCAAGCAAGGUAGACACACUUAAAGCAGCAACAGAAUAUAUACGGCUGCUUCAUGAUAUCUUGGAAGAGACUGGAGGGUAUGAGAAAGUGGAGGUCCUGACUGAUGUGGAGCCUCAAGACAGAUAUUCAGGGCCAGUCUCACUGAUGCCUGAGUUCAUGGGAAAUCUCCCUCCUUUAGCCUCAGAAUUGCACAUGAAUAUGGGAGAUAUUCAGGGAACUGUCCCUUUUGUUCUUAAUGGAGAGGAGUCUGUGUGUUUGUGGAGAGCAGCUGGUAUGUUUCCUGGAUAUCUGGGCAUCGUGCAGAUUCACAAGACUGGCAGACUGGAGGUUUCGUUUACAUUAGAGGUUCCAGAAGCAGCGCUUCCAAAGGAACCCAAGAUUCCUAAGUUAGACAGGGUUUAUGAGGAUAGAAAGGUUCCACAAACUUUUCCUGUCCCACUUCGCAUGGCGAAUAUUAUUAGUGAAUGGGAACGAGUUGAGACUUCUUUUUUCCCUUUGUCAACUUUUAAAAAGUUAUUCCCGGUUCCUGAUUCUCAGCUGGAAUUGUGGGGUUCCAUCCCUAAGGUGAAUGGUGCCAUUUCGAAGCUAGCCAAGCGUACCAUUAGCCCUCUGGAAGAAGGACAAGAAGUUGAAAAGUUUCCUUAG